CCCUUUCUCUUUUACGCUUUAUUGGAAAAAAGAGUUGAAUUUUAGAGUUUUAAGUCAUAGUCUUGAAGUAGUUGGAGAAGGAAAAAAAGAUGGCUGUGGUGAUUGGAGUAUGCAUUUUGCUCUUUAUCUCCUCAAUGUGGAUGGGUGAAGCAAGGAUUCCAGGAGUUUACUCUGGUGGUUCAUGGCAAAAUGCCCAUGCUACCUUCUAUGGAGGUGCUGAUGCUUCUGGCACCAUGGGAGGAGCUUGUGGCUAUGGAAACUUGUACAGCCAAGGGUAUGGAGUUAACACUGCAGCAUUGAGCACUGCAUUGUUCAACAAUGGCUUAAGCUGCGGUGCCUGCUUUGAGAUCAAGUGUGCAAGUGAUCCAAGGUGGUGCCAUUCAGGAAGUCCUUCCAUCUUCGUCACAGCAACCAACUUCUGCCCACCUAACUAUGCUCUUCCAAACGACAAUGGCGGCUGGUGCAACCCUCCACGCCCUCACUUUGACCUUGCCAUGCCUAUGUUCCUUAAGAUUGCAGAGUACCGUGCCGGUAUUGUUCCCGUUUCAUACCGCCGGGUGCCAUGCCGGAAGAGUGGAGGGACCAGGUUCACAAUCAACGGUUUCCGUUACUUCAACUUGGUUUUGAUCACCAACGUGGCUGGUGCAGGGGAUAUCGUGAAGGUUAGCGUGAAGGGAUCAAGGACUGGUUGGAUGAGCAUGAGCCGAAACUGGGGUCAGAACUGGCAGUCAAACGCUCUUUUGGUUGGUCAAUCACUCUCAUUCAGGGUCACAGGGAGUGACAGGCGCACUUCCACCUCUUGGAACAUCGUUCCCUCCAAUUGGCAGUUUGGUCAAACAUUCACCGGAAAGAAUUUCAGAGUUUGAUUUCAUGAUUUGGAUGAAGAACAAAUUUGAGAAUAAAAAUGAAAAAGAAAAUAUUAACCCCAUAAGUUAAAAAGUUAGCAGUUAAAAGGUGUUAACCCCAUUUUUACCCUUAAUGGCUCCAACUUGAUGCUUCUUCUGAACUAAGGGGAAAAGUGAAGAGUUGUAUUUUUUAUUUUCUUGGUUGGUUCUGUCUUUUGGAGUGGUGGUUUUGUUUUGUUGUGUGAAGUUCUCUUUUGAUUUUAAUGGUAAGAGAGAAAGAGGGGGAAAAAGUGUAGGGGAUGGACUGAGGCGGCUGCACAAAAAUGUAGCCCGCAGCCUAAACAUGAAAUUUUAGGGUUACUAGCUUAUUGUAUGAUUAUUAUGUUAGAUAUUUG
Messenger RNA from Durio zibethinus, 1240 nucleotides. Its product is annotated as expansin-A4-like. Lineage: Eukaryota; Viridiplantae; Streptophyta; Magnoliopsida; Malvales; Malvaceae. Gene Ontology annotation, biological process: plant-type cell wall organization. The record is from RefSeq and is a predicted model, not a curated record. Gene Ontology annotation, cellular component: extracellular region.